Messenger RNA from Mycena citricolor, 306 nucleotides. The record is from the annotation of a GenBank genome assembly. Lineage: Eukaryota; Fungi; Basidiomycota; Agaricomycetes; Agaricales; Mycenaceae.
AUGGCUUUACCUUUUGUUUCGGGUUAUUAUAGUAAAGAUUUAAUAUUAGAAUUAGCUUAUAGUAAAUAUAGCUUUAGUGGAACUUAUGCUUUUGUAUUAGGUUCAUUAACUGCUUUUUUAACUGCUUUUUAUAGUUUUAGGUUAAUAAGUUUAGUUUUCUUAACUUCGCCUAAUGGGGGUAAAUUAACAUAUUUAAAUUCACACGAGUCUAGUUUUAUAAUGAUAUUACCUAUGAUUAUUUUGGGUAUAUUUAGUAUUUUUUUUUGGUUAUAUCUUUUCAGAUUUAUUUGUUGGAAUUGGUACUGA